AUGGCGCGACGGCCUCCCAAUCUCUUCGAAUCUUCUUCAAUGGGAGGUGAAAACGCAUCGAGGAGGAUUUCAAGCGAAAUACAAAACCCAAACAUCUUCAGUGACGAAUACGCCAUUGAUCGUGCCGACUCCUCACCCGAUCUCAGCCCGAUCGAUUCAAUCGACCGUCAGCCCGAAGAGUUCAACUUAGACCGCACGAGCGAUCCGCGAAGUGACUUGCGAGAAUACCUACCUCCAAGUUUCCCAUUUCCUCGUCCCGGUAUCAAUUCUUCCCUUCCACUUGACAGAAAACUCGACGCCGAGCAAUCCGCUGAAACCCGUCAUACGACCUUCAGCUCAUCCCGGUCGAUGGCAGAUAAUCGACUAUCUACAUCCUCAAGAUUCUCCAUCCCUCGCAGUCAAAGUCCGUAUCGCGGACCAACUGCUCCUAGCCAACCUUAUGGCAUGUACACGCAGAUGACCCGUGCAUCCAGCAUCGCAAGUGAAUCAACGAUAAGACCACAAGAACGACCCCUACCCAAUGGCGGUCCUGAGCAUCCCUAUACCAUGUACCCUCAAAAUACGGUGCCUGAGGAGGACAGUGCCGAGACAAAUGUGCCGAUUGGCUUCCCAGUCCUCGGUACAAGCUCAUCAGGAGAUGAAGUGGGCGAUAUAGUUGGCACUGACGGACAUGUCGAACAACUACCUCCUUACAGCCGGUAUGCCGAUAACGUCAUUGCAAAAGGGGACAUGGCGAGACUAGAACAUGAGGCAGUGAGUCCUGGUCAAGAGUCUGGCACUAGCACUCUACCACCUACCGCUACCACUUCUGCACCAGAUGUAGAACUGACGGCUGUUGGAGCUGGGGCUGCUACGGAUGAAGAGGCCCGGAAGGAAGGAUUCGUAAAAAAGAAACUGAGGCGAACAUGUUGCGGUCUGCCUUUGUGGGUAUGGAUUGUACUGUCUGUGGUUGUUGUUCUAGCCGGGACUUUGGGCGGUGUGAUUGGGGGGGUGGUGGGAAAUCGGAAAGGGUCUCAGCGAGCAGCUGCGUCUGGUGCUAGUUCGACUACGACGGUAUGGCUCGAUGCCGAUCCAGCCUCGACAGGACCCUCGACACCCUCUUGCCCGACGGGGCAUUGGACGGUACCGCUGAACCAAACGGAUCAGAUUGAAGCUUGCGUGGUCGAUCCUCAACUUGGUGACGUCUGGGAUUGUAUGGACAACGCCAAGCUUGGGAUCACUAUCACGGAAACCGACAACAACUCUGGAGCUCCUCUGUCGGUGAUCUUCGACGACUAUUCCGUUCAUCCUUCGCUUUUUAGAUACGGACCGCAGCCGCCUGAUUUCAACGGCAGCUCUUUUGGCUUAGACCCCUUCAUCGACAAGGAUGAUGAUGAACUAGGUGUUGCCUUGUUCUUCAGUACACUGUUCGAUAAGAUCAUUAUUUUACCUAGCGACGCCCUCAGCCCUCCUGGCCCCAAUAAGAAAAGGUCUGUACCAAUGUCGCAAGUCUUGAAAAGAGGUGCAGGAGAUGACAACCCGAAUGAGUCGGACUUCGACCCUGACUGGAUGGGCACCUUGCUCCGCAUUGGGGAUCAACCAUGGUACUGUUUUUGGAACUCUACCAUCAGUGAAGUUUGGAUAUUUUUGACUCAGAACGUGAAUAACACGAGCGCCGCCACCACAGCUGCUCCAUCCAGUGCACCGACAACCUCCUUGGGUAGCUCUGCUUAUGCUGGCUAUGCUAGCCAUUAUUCCAUACCUUCCUCGGACGCAACACAAUCGUACACAGGCCCUGCAACCAAGACCGGCUCCGCUCCGGCUCAGACUACGUCAGAUGGCUGGGAUGGGAUGAGACUCCGACAAAGAGACGGUUUAUCAGACUUUCCCAAAUUGGUCAAAAUGGUGCAGAAGCGCAAACCCGACAACAACGUGCAGCCAUAUUGUCAACAGAUGCAAGUUCUCAACAACUGGCAAAUUAUGCCUAUUCCCACGAUAGCAACCGUUGCGAUUGAAGAGAGCGAGUUUGCACCAGUGUCGACCUCAGCGGCGAGAAGAUUCGUUCGUCGGGGAACAGACACCACACAGCAGCUAGGCUCGAAUUGCGUAUGCGAGUGGUUCAGCGUAUGA
Molecule: messenger RNA, 2109 nt
Organism: Exophiala spinifera
Lineage: Eukaryota; Fungi; Ascomycota; Eurotiomycetes; Chaetothyriales; Herpotrichiellaceae
Exons: 3
Coding region: 1-2109 (702 amino acids)
Source: RefSeq, a predicted model, not a curated record